Molecule: messenger RNA, 1043 nt
Organism: Phalaenopsis equestris
Lineage: Eukaryota; Viridiplantae; Streptophyta; Magnoliopsida; Asparagales; Orchidaceae
Product: 7-deoxyloganetin glucosyltransferase-like
Molecular function (GO): UDP-glycosyltransferase activity
Source: RefSeq, a predicted model, not a curated record
AUGACGUUUGCACAGAGAGUGGCGGAGGAGAUGGGGAUCCCCGCCGUCGUGUUCUGGACGACGAGCGCUUGUGGUUUCAUGGCGUAUCUUCACUUCGCUGAGCUGAUAAAAAGAGGCUAUGUUCCACUUAAAGACGAAAGCUACCUAAACAAUGGCUACCUAGAAACCCCAAUCGACUGGAUCCCCGGCAUGCCAGACAUCCGGCUCAAAGACUUCCCCAGCUUCAUCCGCACGACGGACCCCAACGACAUAAUGCUCAACUUCGACGGCAACGAAGCACAGAACGCUCGCACAGCCCGCGGACUCAUCCUCAACACCUUCGACGAACUUGAACGCAGCGUCAUCCAAGCUCUCGGCUCCAUCUUUCCAAAUCUCUACACAAUCGGCCCCCUCCCUCUCUUCCUCUCCCCACCGACCCCAAACACCAACUCCAUCGGCUCCAACCUAUGGAAAGAAGACCUCAGCUGCCUCCAAUGGCUUGACAAACAGGAUCUCGGUUCUGUUCUGUACGUCAACUUCGGCAGCAUAACGGUGGUCACGGCCGAUCAGCUAAGGGAAUUCGCUUGGGGUUUGAAGAACAGCGGUUUUCCUUUCUUGUGGAUAAUGAGGCCGGAUCUCGUGCGAGGGCAUGAGGGGGCGGCGGCUGAUGAGGUUUUGGUGAGAAUGGAAGAAGAUGGGAGAGGGAAAGUGGCGGCGUGGUGCGUGCAGGAGGAAGUGCUAGGACACGGAGCAGUGGGAGUGUUUUUGACGCAUUGUGGGUGGAAUUCGACGGUGGAGAGUAUAUGCGGUGGUGUGCCGAUGAUUUGUUGGCCGUUCUUCGCGGAGCAGCAGACUAACUGUAGGUAUGUGUGUGGGGAAUGGGGUUUGGGGGUGGAGAUAGAGGGGGAGGUGAGGAGGGAGAAGGUGGAAGGGAUUGUGAGGGAGGUGAUGGAAGGGGAGAAGGGGAGGGAGAUGAGGGUGAGGGCGAGGGAGUGGAAGGAGAGGGGGCGGCGAGCGGCGGAGAUCGGGGGAUCUUCAUCGGAAGGAUUGGAGAGGUUGGUGAG